Molecule: messenger RNA, 5037 nt
Organism: Talpa occidentalis (Iberian mole)
Lineage: Eukaryota; Metazoa; Chordata; Mammalia; Eulipotyphla; Talpidae
Gene: SMPD3
Product: sphingomyelin phosphodiesterase 3
Exons: 9
Coding region: 319-2295 (658 amino acids)
Biological process (GO): sphingomyelin metabolic process
Cellular component (GO): cytoplasm; extracellular region
Molecular function (GO): sphingomyelin phosphodiesterase activity
Source: RefSeq, a predicted model, not a curated record
GCCAGUGUCCAAACGGAGGCGCUGUGUCCUCCGUCCACACAGACCCUGACUGACUCCGUAGUGACGGCCCCUCUUCAGACGAAAAUUAAGAAGGUCCCAGCGGCCCCUCCUCAGGUUCUCCAGCAGGCCUUGGUGGCCCAGCAUGGCCCUGAGGUGAACCAUGACCCGCUGGCCAGCACUCGCCACUGACCAUCGAGAGUUGCAUCUCACCGGGAGGUGACCUCCUGCUGCCCCCUCUCACCCACCCCCACCCAGGAACGUGCCCGCGCCGCCACGGACACCAUGUAGUAGGGCCGCUGAGGCGCCCAGUGAGCUGCGAUGGUUUUGUACACGACUCCCUUUCCCAACAGCUGUCUGUCUGCCCUGCACUCCGUGUCCUGGGCCCUCAUCUUCCCAUGCUACUGGCUGGUGGACCGGCUCGUGGCCUCCUUCAAACCCACCACGUAUGAGAAGCGCCAGCAGGCCGACGACCCGUGCUACCUCCAGCUGCUCUGCACCGUGCUCUUCACGCCCGUCUACCUGGCCCUCCUGGUCGCCUCACUCCCUUUCGCGUUCCUUGGCUUCCUCCUCUGGUCCCCACUGCAGUCUGCCCGCAGGCCCUACAUCUACUCCCGGCUAGAGGACAAAGGCCCAGGGGGUGGGGCAGCCCUGCUCAGUGAAUGGAAGGGUACGGGUCCAGGCAAAAGCUUCUGCUUCGCCUCUGCCAACCUCUGCCUCCUCCCCGACUCACUGGCCAGAUACAACAACCUCUUUAACACCCAGGCUCGGGCCAAAGAGAUCGGGCAGAGAAUCCGAAACGGGGCCAGUCGGCCCCAGAUCAAAAUCUACAUCGAUUCUCCCACCAACACCUCCAUCAGCGCAGCCAGCUUCAGCAGCCUGGUGUCCCCGCAGGGCGGUGAUGGUGUGUCCAGGGGCGUCCCUGGGAGCAUUAAGAGGACGGCCUCGGUGGAAUACAAGGGCGACGGCGGGCGGCACCCCAGUGAUGAGGCUGCCAACGGCCCAGCCUCUGGGGAUCCAGGGGAUGGUGGCAACCUUGAGGACGCCUGCAUCGUGCGCAUCGGGGGAGAGGAGGGUGGCCGGCUCCCUGAAGUCGAUGACCCGCCUACUGGGGUCCAGGCCAGGAAUGGAGCCAGUGGGGGCUCACGGGGCCAGACACCCAACCACAAUCAGCGGGAUGGGGACUCGGGAAGUCUGGGCAGCCCCUCGGCCUCCAGGGAGUCCCUGGUGAAGACACGGGCCGGGGGGGACAGUGGCAGCGUGGAACCGGGCGCCACCAACAACAGCAAGCUCCCGUACAAGACCUCAGUGGUUAAGAAGGCCACUGCGCGCAAGAGGCGGCACCCCGACGAGGCCUUUGACCACGAGGUCUCGGCCUUCUUCCCUGCCAAUCUGGACUUCCUGUGCCUGCAGGAGGUGUUUGACAAGCGUGCGGCCGCCAAGUUGAAAGAGCGGCUGCACGGCUACUUCGAGUACAUCCUGUACGACGUGGGGGUCUAUGGCUGCCGCGGCUGCUGCAGCUUCAAAUUUUUCAACAGCGGCCUCUUCUUUGCCAGCCGCUACCCCAUCAUGGACGUGGCCUAUCACUGUUACCCCAACGGGCGAGGCUCGGAUUCCCUGGCCUCCAAGGGAGCGCUGUUUCUCAAGGUGCAGGUGGGAAGCACACCUCAGGACCAAAGAAUUGUCGGGUACAUCUCCUGCACACACCUGCAUGCUCUGCCAGAGGACAGUGCCAUCAGGUGUGAGCAGCUGGACAUGCUUCAGGACUGGCUGGCUGAUUUCCGAAAAUCUACCUCCUCGUCCAGCACAGCCAACCCCGAUGAGCUGGUGGCAUUUGACGUCAUUUGUGGAGAUCUGAACUUUGACAACUGCUCCUCUGACGACAAGCUGGAGCAGCAGCACUCCCUGUUUACACGCUACAAGGACCCGUGCCGCCUGGGGCCAGGGGACGAGAAGUCGUGGGCCAUCGGUACCCUGCUCGACACGGAUGGCCUCUAUGAUGAGGAUGUGAGCACCCCUGACAAUCUGCAAAAGGUCUUGGAGAGCGAGGAAGGACGCCGGGAGUACCUCGCCUUCCCCACCAGCAAGAGCCCCGGAGGAGGCCAGAAGGGGCGCAAGGACCUGCUGAAGGGCAAUGGCCGGCGCAUCGACUACCUGCUGCACGCCGAGGAGGGGCUGUGCCCCGACUGGAAGGCCGAAGUGGAAGAAUUCAUUUUUGUCACUCAGCUGUCGGGCCUGACAGACCACCUCCCGGUGGCCAUGCGGCUAAUGGUGUCUUCAGGAGAGGACGAGGCAUAAGCCAGCCAAGUAAUCAGGAGCAGCGGGCCUCUGCCAGCCUUUAAAGCCGCAGCCCCUCCCGGGCCACGUCCCCUCCGGCAAGCACCGCCUGGUGCUGGGGGAGGGCAGAGGCCUGGGAGGAGCCGCAGCCAGUCCCGGUGAGCUGAAGCAGCAUCGCCCUGCACCUCUGGGGCACACGCCGUGGACAGGAGUCAGGCCCACCCGGGGAGCCCCAGCUGCCCGACCAGUGCCAUUCUUUCACAACGUGAUUUUCUACAACUCUACAGCACAACCUAGUUUGUAACCGGUGGGUUAGUAUGAGAACCGGGUUUCUGUACUCUUUGUAUCUCUUCUCAAGCUUUGUCCAGGGUUCACUCUUUCUGUCUGCUGCCAUGUUGUCUCGCAUGCCCACACCCUCGCAUGCCCGCUGCCCGCAUGCCACGUGCCACGCCGUAGCCACACAGACCCCUUGCUCGGGCCUCACCCAAGGCCAAACUCCAAACACAAUCAGAACCAGCCAAAGAAGCACUUCUGGGCACAGGGCCGCCAGCUGGCCGCCUCCAGCCCGACAGCUCAUGAGCAGGGACCGGAGGGCUGUGUCCAGUUACCAGCAAGCCCACACUCCCCCCAGGGUCUUGCAUUCAAGGGCGAUUACAUUUUAAAAAGAAAAGUUCAGAGCAAAAACCACCCUUCACGUUUAAGGGUCUGUAAGCCCUGAGUGAGAACGUUUGCUCUUCCUGAGUGGGGCUCCCUUCCUGGCACACCAGGGCCCCCACCGCAGGUUCUCUCUGAUGUGGGCAAUAGAACCAGAGGCAAGAAUGCAGAAAUGCACCCUUUCUUACAGGAAGGGGAACUCAAAAGCAAGGGGGUUAGGCAGGGUUUCUGGUUUUGAAAAUGACUGAUUUGUAGCUUCUCUCAAAACCUACACAUCCUCUUCUUUCUGACUGAUCCCUCUCCCCUCCAGACACCUCUCUGGUUCGGGACUAACCCUCUCCUAGGGACUGUCCCCAUCCACAUGCUGGCUGAGCUCAGGAACUGGCCAACUGCCUCUGGGUGGGGCUGCGGCUUCGUCCUCACAAGCCCUCAACAGCGACCCAGGGCCCCGGACGCAAGGGUGGAAGUCAAGGCGGGGAGAGUGACCUGUCCCCUCAACAAUAUGCAGGAUGCAGCAGCCAUCGUACCCAGGUCAGGGAGAGGCACUGCUGGUAUCCAGGAGCACAGGCACCUACCCUGUCACCAUGCCAGCAGGGCAGCCCUGGGCACUAGGCACAGCUGCUGGAGGCUGCAGGUGAGGCCUGCAGUUCCCCACCGCACAGCAGCACUGCCUCUGCUCCCUGCCUUUUUAAAUACCCCCACGGAUACCCCACAGUCAGACAGGGAGGGUUUUGUCUGUUUCCUGGUGCGAGGCUCCUCCCACUAGGGACACUGUUCUUGACAACCACCACAGGUCCCCUCCUCCCAGGACGCUGACCUCCCAGGAUCCCACCUGCUGGGGGAGCACUGAUGCUGUGCCUUGUGACCCACUGAGCUGCAUAAGGGACCUAAAGGGGGUCACGCAGCCAGCCAGACACCAGGUUCUGUGCUGGGGGAGACUGGCCCUGACAGCCACACUGAGGGGGCACUGGUUGGGCAGUGCUGGGCUGAGGGCUUUGCUGCCAGGAGCACUUCCCUGGCUAGGCCCCCAGCAACAUCCAGAGCUAUGAGUGGCUGCUCAUCACUGAGGGCAUUUUCCUUUUGGGGCCCUGCUGUACCCCUCCUCUGAGGCUGGUCUUCCUGGGCCUUGGUUAGGGGCAGCCUAACCUGGGGCAGCCAGGAAUCUGCUCACACAGGCCAGGGGCCCCAGGCUUUGAGCCAGCCAAAUGGCCAAAGCAGAGGAGGUAGAUGCCAGGGCUCCUGAGGCCGAGCAGCCAGCACCACGUCCCUCCCUCAGAGGGGCCACUGCCCAACCCAGGCCGCUCGCAGUGGGAGCCAGAGCACAGGGGUGCCUGCUUAUCUCCCCAACUCACAGGGCGGCCUUAGGCAAGUCAUACCUCCCUGUGCCUCGGUCAUCUCCUGUCCUAAAAGGUCGCCUCUGUCCAGCUUGGCCUGGCAUCCAGAGCAGGGCCGGCCCUCCAGAGCCCCUCGCACCUCCUCUCCAGUGGCCUCGGCGCCUGGGUCACCAUCACACAACCACGUUUCUCGAAGCCUGUGGACUCCCAGGCCAUGAACAGCCAGACUUUUGCAUUUUCACUUUUUUUUUUUAAAGAGAGAAAAGAAACAUUACCAGGAUGUGAGAUUCUGUGGCAUCUAGUCCUGGAAGGGCAGACACAGGUGUCACCCAAAUCCCAGACCAAGACCCCACGCCUGGCCUCCUCUGAAGAAGCCAGGAGGUGGGGGUCAGCUUCAGAGGAAACGGCCAUUUCAUUUGUCCAAACCACCUUGAGUUUUAAGUAUGAAUAUUACUCUUGAUGCUUUUUAACUAUUGUAUUAACUUGCUGAGAUUUAGAAAUACUGUUUUAAAAAAGAAAAACACUUUUUUAAUUUCUGUAUUUUUUUCUGUAUUGUAUCCUCAUGGGACAUUAGGGGUUUUAUAUGGUAAGCACACCUAAGGUUUUGGUAAAAACAUUAUCAAAUAUAUAUCCAGACGAUUCUUCCCUUGAAGAAAAACAACCUUUACACCUGAUAAAAUAUUUUGAAAAGAGAGGUGUUUUUUUCCUUUAUUGGUGCUGAAAGGAAGGAUGGAUAAUGAGGAGAAAAUAAAACUGUGAGGCUCAAGUUUGUGUU